Molecule: messenger RNA, 879 nt
Organism: Orbicella faveolata
Lineage: Eukaryota; Metazoa; Cnidaria; Anthozoa; Scleractinia; Merulinidae
Product: melanocyte-stimulating hormone receptor-like
Biological process (GO): G protein-coupled receptor signaling pathway
Cellular component (GO): membrane
Molecular function (GO): G protein-coupled receptor activity
Source: RefSeq, a predicted model, not a curated record
AUGGAAAAUCACGAUUCUCUGGAAACGUUGGUUGUCGUAAACUGUGUUUUUAACGCUCCCCUGAUACUCAUAUCCAUCACUGGCAACGCUUUGGUGUUGGCCGCCAUCAUUAGAACUCCUUCAAUUCGUUCAACUUCAGUGAUAAUGCUCUGUAGUCUCGCUGUGUCAGAUCUUCUGGUUGGCUUCGUUGCGCAGCCAUUCUUCAUUGCCAACGAGCUAACAGCUUCUCGUUACAUAGCAAGCAUAUCUGAAAUAAUGGCAUUUGUUCUGUGUGGAGCUUCGCUUUGUACAAUGACGGCAAUAAGUGUGGAAAGAUUCAUAGCGCUUCGUUAUCCUAUGAAAUACCAAGCUGCUGUGACAACGAAAUGGCGAGUAAUAUACGUCUCGAUAAUUAUCAUAUGGGUAUGCAACAUCCUAUUUGCUGUUUUCUACUUUUGGCAGUGGACCACGUAUUUUAGUGUAAUGGCUGUUGGUAUUUGCCUUGGUUUUUUCAUUUCAACGUUCUCCUACAUCAAAAUUUACAUUGUUGUUCGGCGACAUCAAGCUCAGAUUCAAACUCAACAGCAGGCUGCACAGCAAAAUUCAACUUGUGCUGGAAAUAACUUUAACAUGGGGGCUGUGCGGAUGAAAAGAAGCGCUGUGAACACAUUUACAUUUUAUGUGGCUAUGAUCCUGUGCUAUUUUCCGAUAAUCAUUUCUUUAAGUCUCUCUAGCAUUUCCUACGAAAACUGGUCGAAAGUUUGGCAUCUGGCCGACACUGUGGCGUUUCUGAACUCUUCUAUCAACCCAAUUUUGUAUUGCUGGCGUCUUCGAGAGCUUAGAACAGCAGUUUAUAAGACCUUAAAAGAUAUUCUUUGUACACAAACAGCUCAAGGCUAG